CUAAAACAUAAUACAGUGCAAACAAACCAAACCAACCACCCACAGAUAACAGUACAUACAAGCAAGCGUCGUCAGGCAGGCCGGGUCAAUAUCAAUAGGGCAGGUAGGUACAGGGGGAGCAAGCGGAGAUGGGUCGGGGUCACUGGCCAGGUUCAGCAGGUAGCUAGCAGCGUGGUACAAAGGGUCAGGCAGAGGGGAUGGUCAGGAGCGAGCCGGGAUCAGAGCAGGAGAAGUCAGCAGCGGUUCAGAUCAGGCAGGGUCAGCAAAGGAACAGAAACAGGAUGCAGGACAGAUACAGGGCCCAGGACAAACACAACACCAAGGCAGAGUCUGCAAGUCUGGCCA
Molecule: messenger RNA, 345 nt
Organism: Staurois parvus
Lineage: Eukaryota; Metazoa; Chordata; Amphibia; Anura; Ranidae
Source: the annotation of a GenBank genome assembly